UCUCCAAUGGGAGCUGAGGAGGGUGUGCUCUACCUCAUUCCUGUCCGAAGAGCGUGCAGGUACACAUCUGCCAGAUCAGAUUCACAGCGGCCUGGCGUUAAACGCCAUGAACGUCAUCUGUUACGGGCUGGUAGCAUCGCUGCUGUAUUCAGAUGGACCGCAUGCAGGAGCUUUAACCGCCGUCGGCGCAUUGAUAAGGCGCCAUGAGGAGCUGGGCUAUGACAGGGAGCCGGUCCGCAGGCAGCAGGAGCGCUUCCGGAGAGAGGCGCACCCUCACGCUCAUGUGCUGCGGCUGGACUUUAGGGCGUUUCACAGGGCCUUCCACUUACGGCUGAAGCGAGACACGUCGGGGUUUGCGGAAAACUUCCAGAUUCACCUGAAUGGCUCAAGGGGAACAGACCUCUCCCACAUCUAUUCUGGGGAAGUAGAAGAUGAAGACGGCUCAUCCUGCCAUGGCUCCAUAAUCGAAGGCCAGUUUGAAGGUGUCAUCCGCACGGAAAACGGAACCUUCCACGUGGAGCCACUGCGCAGAUACUCUGCCGCCCCUUCGGCGUACCACUCUGUCAUUUACCGGGAAGAUGACAUCGAUCUUUCUCCCCUGCAAAGAAGCCGCGAUGGAUUCUGUGGUGCUGAGCAGCUGCGGCGAUUGACCCAAAACCUCCGACAGAGCGGUGAUGCUCAGGGAGAGACCCUGUUGAGGUCAAGAAGAACGGUGGACCACUCCAAAACCAGCUGUCACCUCCACCUCCACGCUGACCACCUCUAUUUUAAGAGGUUUGGGAGCGUCCAAGCAGUGGUUGCCCAGAUCGCUUCCUACAUGAAUGCGGUGAACGAUAUCUACAACAAGGCAGACUUUGACGGCAUCCGACUGAUAAACUUCAAAGUGAAAUCCCUUAGUGUCAUCACAGAGGAAGAUGCCUCCAGUCCGCUCUCCCAGCGCUUUAUUGGCCCAGAGAGGCUCCUUAGCCUUUUCUCAGAAAUGACCUGGGGAGAGUACUGCCUGUCGUACCUGCUGACUGACCGUGACUAUAGCGGAGUGCUGGGUUUGGCCUGGGAGGGGAGGUCAGGAAACGUGGGAGGCAUUUGCUCACAGGCCACGAAAAUGCAAGAUGGCGGUAUGGCCACUCUGAACACGGGCCUGAUCACCCUGCAGAAUUAUGGCCGCUACCUCUCUCCUUGGCAUGUGCAGCUCACCCUGGCCCAUGAACUGGGCCACAGUCUGGGAGCCCCCCACGACGUGGGCACUAACUGCGGCAGCCUGGGCUCCACUGACGGCAAAGGCAGGUUCCUCAUGUUCCCUCAUGCCACCGACGGCCUCCAGGAGAACAACGAUAAGUUCUCACCCUGCAGCAUCAAGCACAUCAGUAGCCUGCUGAGAGUGAAGAAGGACGACUGCUUCGUAGAAAGCGAUCAGCCAAUCUGCGGAAAUCUGAUAGUGGAGGAGGGGGAGCAGUGCGAUGUGGGCCACAAUGAGACCGACCCGUGCUGUUACAGUGCCAAGGAACGCAAAGCCUUGCGCUGUCAUCUGAAACCCGGCAUAAUCUGCAGUCCCAGUCAGGGUCUGUGCUGCAGCUCCCUCUGCACCUUUACGCCCUACGGCGUGACCUGUGAGGAGGCGUCCGAGUGUCGCCUGCAGACCCGCUGCUCCGGAGCUGCGGCUGCCUGCCCUGCUGCCACCGGCAGGCUGGACAUGACGCCCUGUGGCCUGGGAACGCGAGUCUGCCAGCAGGGGGAGUGCUCACAGUCGCUGUGUACCAAGCAUGGCAUGGAGCAGUGUGACUGUCCCGCAGACUCCAUGAGUGAGCGAUGCUACAUGUGCUGCCAGCAGCCCGGCAGUCCCCGGACUUGUGCCAGCACCACGUCUUCAGUCCUGCAGAAGUUCUUCCAGGGCAGGCGCCUGCCACUGGUACCAGGUGCUGCCUGCUCUGACAAGAAGGGCUUCUGCGACAAAUUCCACGUGUGCCGCUUGCUGGAUGCCGACGGCCCCCUCGCCCGUCUUAAGAACUCCUUCUUGCACCUGAAUGAAUUUGACGACAUAUCUGACUGGAUGAAGGGGCACUGGUGGGCUAUCCUGCUGGCCAUCCUCACUCUGUCGACUGUCACCGCGGGGACCGCCUUCUUUUUUGGGAGGGAGACCUGACGAGGCAGCGGUACUGAUACGGACAGUACUGAUGGGUGUCGACGAGGUCACUACUCUGAGCCCAGAUCUCUCACAGGAUGACGUUUUCUGUUUACCUGUUCCAUUGCUUUUGUCAGUACUAAACUUUCAGUCAAUUUCCUCUCUGUAGUUUGCAAUAAAUAGCACUGAUUAGGAAAAUGGAUUACAUUAAUUAAAAAUAUCUAUAAGUUUCCGGGAUGUUGUAUUUAGAUUAAUAAGUUUAGCUCUGGUUUACUGUAGCUUGCUCUCUGUAAAGGUUUUAACAUGACGUCUGAUGUGAGCCUCAACAUUCCUCAGGGUCACCACUGUUCUGGCAGUGAGGUAUCAGCAUGAUUCAAUUGCUAUGACGUUUAGUCCAAUAAAAGCUUGGAAAAAUAUAAAACAGGACAAUCAGUCCAUAAA
This is a messenger RNA of Brienomyrus brachyistius, 2560 nucleotides long. RefSeq names its product disintegrin and metalloproteinase domain-containing protein 10. Lineage: Eukaryota; Metazoa; Chordata; Actinopteri; Osteoglossiformes; Mormyridae. The record is from RefSeq and is a predicted model, not a curated record. Gene Ontology annotation, cellular component: plasma membrane. The transcript is spliced from 15 exons. Bases 107 to 2140 code for a protein of 677 amino acids. Gene Ontology annotation, biological process: membrane protein ectodomain proteolysis; Notch signaling pathway. Gene Ontology annotation, molecular function: metalloendopeptidase activity.